AUGAUGGGCUCGGUGCUGCCUGCGGAGGUGCUGGGGCUCAAGGGCCCCCCUCCCCCGCCGGGGCCCCUCUCCUUGGCGGAGGUCAUCACCUCGGACAUCCUGCACAGCUUCCUCUACGGCCGGUGGCGCAGUGCUUUGGGAGAGCAGCUGCUGGAAGGUACCCCCCACAGUGGGAACCCCAAGACUGCCUUCACCGCCGAGGUCCUGGCCCAAUCCUUCUCCGGAGAGGUCCAGAAGCUGUCCAGCCUGGUCCUGCCCUCGGAGGUCAUCAUCGCCCAGAGCUCCAUCCCCGGCGAAGGCCUGGGCAUCUUCUCCAAGACCUGGAUCAAGGCCGGCACCGAGAUGGGACCCUUCACUGGGCGCAUCAUCGCCCCGGAGCACGUCGACCUCUGCAAGAACAACAAUCUCAUGUGGGAGGUCUUCAAUGAGGACGGGGCGGUGCGCUACUUCAUUGACGCCAGCCAGGAGGACCACCGCAGCUGGAUGACCUACAUCAAGUGCGCCCGGAACGAACAGGAGCAGAACCUGGAAGUGGUCCAGAUUGGGAACAGCGUCUUCUACAAGGCCAUCGAGAUGAUCCCUCCGGACCAAGAGCUGCUGGUCUGGUACGGGAACUCCCACAACACCUUCCUGGGCAUCCCGGGAGUCUUGGGCCUGGAAGAGGAGCAGAAGAAGAGCAAAACCGAGGACUUCCAUGGCUCAGACCCAGGCUCGGCCUCGGCGGGCCGCAUGCGCUGCGUGAUCUGCCACCGGGGCUUCAAUUCCCGCAGCAACCUGCGCUCCCACAUGCGCAUCCACACCCUGGACAAGCCUUUCGUCUGCCGCUUCUGCAACCGGCGCUUCAGCCAGUCCUCCACGCUGCGCAACCAUGUGCGCCUCCACACCGGGGAGCGGCCCUACAAGUGCCAGGUCUGCCAGAGCGCCUACUCCCAGCUGGCCGGCCUGAGGGCCCACCAGAAGAGCGCCCGGCACCGGCCCCACGGAGGAGCAGCCGGGGCCGCAGGGGCCGCCCUCCAGGCCGCAGCCGCCCUCCAGGCCCACUCCCCAGCCCUGACCGGCGUCCCCCUCCCGGGCCCCAUGGCCCACCACAUCCCCACCAUGGUCCUCUGAGGGCCACAGACACCUUAGACGCCUUGACUGGCCACCACUCCUCCCUGGCACAAGGCUCGGGCACAUGGGUCCGUUGGUGUCUUGAGCCCCAUGGAGGGUGUUGGAGAAGGUCUGGCACUCGAUUCUGUUGGGAUUGCCAUCACUGCACCAUUGUAAAUGGGAUAAGAUUGCCAACCAGGCACUUAUAACUCUAGCUCAGUGCUGGAAGCACUCCCCAUGUUUCUUUCUAGGAUUGACGAAGGCUCGCAAUGAUUGCUUAUGGCAGAUGGCAAAGCCUUCUCCAUGCCCCUCUGUUGCUUUUCAAUGGCAUUGGGCACCCAGACAUUCCAGUUGGGGCUGGGAAGGACUGGCAUGUGGGUUCGUUUGGGUGCCUUGAGUGCAAGAGAAGCAUCCAGUAUCCUUGAUGCCUUGGUUUCAAUGACUUGCCAACUCCUGCAUAACACGGGGCCAAGACUGGCCAUUCCUCCUCCCUGGCACAAGACUUGGGCGCAUUGGGAUGCCCUAAGCCCCAUGGACAAUGGCAAGAGAAGGGGAAUACCCUCACUUUUCAAUGGCAUUGGGGUUCCUGCCCCCAAAUGCAUAAUGCUGGGUUGGACUGACCACUCAUCCAGUUGGUGCAAGGCUUGGGCACGUGGGCCAAUUUGAAAAGUGGCAAGGGAAGGGACUGGCAGUCCAGGGAGCGUUUGGUCAACUUUCAAAUGAAUCCCACUGGUCUUAGAUUGAUCUUCUGCCCUGAGAACCGUGUUUAAAUAUUGGAAAGGAGCUCCCAUUGAGGAGGAAGGGGGAAAGUUUGUUUUCAGAGCCAUGGAUUCCAAUGGCUGGAAAAGAGAUUCCACCGAAACAUUAGGAGGAACUUUGAUGGCGAGGAGAGCUGUUUCACAUGAGAAUCUCCUUCUUUGGAAGUUUUAUAUACCAAGGCGAGAUGGCCAUCUGUCAGGAGGGAUUUAGAUGUGUCUUCCUGCCUGGCAGAAAAGGGUUGGACUGGAUGACCUUUGGGAGGGUCCCAAUUCCCCCUUGAUGAUUCCAUGAACCAAUGUUUCUCACCCUGGGUGCUUUCCUCCUGGAGAUGCCUGACUAUAUCUCCCAUCAGUCAGGUGGGAGAUUCCCAAUGCAUGGGAGAUGUAGUGCAGGGCCUAUCUCAGGCAUGGGUACU
Messenger RNA from Anolis sagrei ordinatus, 2263 nucleotides. Lineage: Eukaryota; Metazoa; Chordata; Lepidosauria; Squamata; Anolidae. The record is from RefSeq and is a predicted model, not a curated record.